Cyanistes caeruleus (blue tit) is the source of this 2484-nucleotide messenger RNA. The record is from RefSeq and is a predicted model, not a curated record. NCBI's taxonomy places the organism in Eukaryota, Metazoa, Chordata, Aves, Passeriformes, Paridae.
GGUGACUUUGUGUUUCCCGGUCUGCAGCUGGGGGCCGAGAACGCCGACAGCAUCGGCGCCGUGCUCAACAGCAAGGAUGAGCAGCGGGAGAUCGCGGAAACCAGGGAGACCUGCAGGGCUGCCUAUGAUACUUCUGCACCAAAUGCAAAACGUAAAUAUCCAGAUGAGGGAGAAGCUGAUGAGGAAGAGAUUGAAGAAUAUAAGGAUGAAGUAGAGCUGCAGCAAGAUGAUGAAAACCUGCCUUAUGAAGAAGAGAUUUACAAAGAUUCCAGUACCUUUCUUAAGGGCACUCAGAGCUUAAAUCCACACAACGAUUACUGCCAGCACUUUGUGGAUACAGGACACAGACCCCAGAACUUCAUCAGAGAUGUUGGCUUAGCAGAUAGGUUUGAAGAAUAUCCAAAACUUAGAGAGCUCAUCAGAUUGAAGGAUGAGCUGAUAUCUAAAUCUAACACUCCUCCCAUGUAUUUGCAAGCAGACUUGGAAGCCUUUGAUAUUAGGGAACUGAAGUCCAAAUUUGAUGUGAUUCUCCUGGAGCCACCAUUGGAAGAAUAUUACCGAGAGACUGGCAUUACUGCCAAUGAAAAAUGCUGGACCUGGGAUGAUAUCAUGAAACUGGAAAUUGAAGAAAUUGCAGCCCCAAGGUCAUUUGUGUUUCUGUGGUGCGGCUCAGGCGAGGGUCUGGAUCUCGGCCGAGUGUGUCUGCGCAAAUGGGGUUACAGAAGAUGUGAGGACAUUUGCUGGAUUAAAACAAAUAAGAACAACCCUGGCAAGACCAAGACUCUAGACCCUAAGGCUGUCUUCCAAAGAACCAAGGAGCACUGCCUCAUGGGCAUCAAGGGCACCGUGCGCCGCAGCACCGACGGCGACUUCAUCCACGCCAACGUAGACAUCGACCUCAUCAUCACCGAGGAGCCUGAGAUCGGCAACAUUGAGAAACCCGUGGAGAUUUUCCACAUCAUUGAGCAUUUCUGCCUCGGGCGACGGCGGCUUCACCUCUUUGGGAGGGACAGCACGAUUCGACCAGGUUGGCUGACGGUGGGACCCACCCUCACAAACAGCAACUUCAACGCGGAAACGUAUUCCUCGUAUUUCACGGCUCCCAAUUCCCACCUGACCGGCUGCACCGAGGAGAUCGAGAGGCUGCGGCCCAAGUCCCCACCGCCCAAGUCCAAGUCUGACCGGGGCGGGGGAGCUCCCAGAGGAGGAGGAAGAGGAGGGACUUCGGCGGGACGGGGAGAAAGGGGCAGGGAGAGGAACAGGACCAACUUCCGCGGUGAGCGGGGCGGCUUCAGAGGGGGCCGUGGAGGGACCCAUCGAGGGGGAUUCCCAACCCGCUGAGGAGGUGCCGGCUGCUUCCCCCGGCCCACGCCUCGCCUGGGAAUCUUUCCUGCAGUCUUGUUUUUCCUACAGUGAAUUCCUCUGGGGACUCAAGGCAGAUGACUUUUACAAUUGUCUUGGUGCGCGCCGUUGCAGGCAGUCGGCCUUGCAGGUGUGGCACAGCCCCUCGCCCGGCCACGUCCUGCACAGGCAGCACUGAACUCAGAGCAGAGAGCACCGGCCCUUCACACCACGGGUAGGAUGGAAGUGACCCCCUUGCUCUUCCCUUAGGAACCUUGCAAUGUGGAGACUGCUUUUUCAACUGCAUUUUCUCCAAAACACGGAUUCCUCCUCCGUCUUCAGAGGUUUGGACUGGAUUGCAUUAAUAUGGUGGAGCGGGCACAAAAUGCAGUUCUGAAUUGCAUGGCCACAGCAGACUUGCUGUCCUAUGGAAGAAAAAGUGCUGUGUCUGUAUUGACACCUAUUUUAACUUCUCUGAAACCAAGGAGCAAAUGAAAUAAAUAGCAUUCUAUUUUUUCUUAUUUGGUUUAAACUUCCCAAAUUAUUCCUGGGAAUAGGAAAAGGUUAAUUUUUAAUUUGUGGUGUAUCUGCACUCACCUGUGGUGUCAGUAGUGGGGAGUGUGGCAAUUCUAUGCAGCUGUGUGUCAUCCUUCCUGCAGAGCACCGAGUUGUGCAUUUCUGUACAGCCCAGAAGUUGUGAACAGGCCUGGGCUGCUCCUGGGGUGGGGAUUUUCCCCAGCGUGUGUCUGUAGCACCUUUGUUCCCCGGAGGGAGGAGCAGCAGCGUCACUGCAGAGCGAGGCGCGCACACGGAGUGGUGCGAGCCUGUGGAACACGGCUGGAACUGAGCCUGAGGGUGGGGCACACAUUUGGGAAGGGCUGUUGCUGAUCCAGUGCAGUGUGGAAGGACACUGACCCCCUUCCCUAGGUACAAUGGCUGUUUUUAGCAGAACCACAGCUCUGAGCUUCUUGUGCGGUUCUUGGUAGGCUGAACAAACCCAGCUUUUGAUGUCUCAAGGUCUGAGGUGUGGGUUUUGGAAAAGUGGCGUUCAAGCCUCAGUGUUGCUCUCAAAGCCCAGCUUUUAAAUGACUGUCCUGUAAAGUAGCAGAUUAUUAAACAUGUUUAUCAAAGCUGAUGUGGAAA